AUGACAGGGCACCCCACGCAGUUCCAGGCUCUGGGGCAGGACAGCAUGCAGGGCAGGGCAGCUCCGCUUCCUGAAUCCAAUCUGCAUUCAAGUGCUGACUUCCUGAAUGAUCAGCUGAAGGAUCUCAGGAUUGACAUAAACCAACACCAGCACCAGCUGGAACGAAGGGGCAAUGAGUCAGAGGUAAUGGUGGGCAGGGCCACCUCUUUCGGGGAGACAUACUGGGGAGAUGCAUCAGCUGAAACUUUUCAGUGGGAGGACAAAUCACUAGAGCCGGAGCCCCCACGUAAGGCAGACCCGGACCCAGACACCGAGCUGGAGGAGGAGUCUGUGCCGCCGCUGGAGUGGUGCCCGGCGCCCAUGCUCGAGCCUGAGGCCCCGCCGGCCUCCAACUUGGAGGCCUGCAGUGAAGACCCAGAGCAAGCGCAGUACCAAGUGGAGCCUGUCCAGCCCUGCAUGGAGGAGCUGCCGAAGGACAGCAUCCACCCGCAGAGCGGGAGGGAGGACGUCUGCCACCCGAGUCCCAUGGAGGAGGAACCAGUGGCCCCCGCCCACCACUCCAUCCACGUGCAGACCUCCAAGCACCUAUUCUGGGCAGACAAGCUCGUCCAGGCCUCAGAACAGAGUGUGCAGAGUGAGAUCAGCAGGCAGCUGGAUGAGAAGAGCACAGAGGAGACCGUCAGCCACCCGCACCAGGAGUCGGUCCCCGAGGAUGCCCUGUGCUCCGAGGAGCCGCUCCAGAACCCCAGCACCCAGCCGGAGCUGUGGGACACUGGCUCCGGGCAGCCGCCCAGCACCCCCUCCUCCUCCAGUCUCGCACCAGCUAUCAGCCUGCAGGACGUGGUCAACUUGGCAACUUCCCUGGCCCUAGCCUCCUCCAGCAAGGUGGACCUGCCGAAUUUGGAGUACAUGAUGAAAGCUGACCAGGGAAACGCCGCGGAGCCCUCUCCGGCGCCACCGCCCUCGGUGGAGAGUUUCACCUCUGGUGCCAAGGAGGAGCCAGAGCAGGAAAAGCCCUCUGAGUUGCUACAGCAGCCACCGGAGAAACUGCUGGAAGCCAGGGAGCCAGAGAAAGUUUGCAAGCAGAAAAACAAGCAGCAAUUUCCCCUUCACUUUGACUUGAGCAAGCUGGGGCCCCAGAAGGCUAUCAUUGAAGGGAAAGUGAAGUUCAUCCAGGCCCCAGUCAUGUCCACUCCACCGACAGAAGGGAGAGACUCGGAGCCAGGAACCAAGAAAGGGAGUCCAUUAUUGCUGAAAAUCCAUUUUAAGCUGUCGUCCCCCUCUUCCCCAGUGAAAUAACUAGACAAGACCAAUAAAGCCUCCAGUGCUGGCCCCCGAUUGAGAUGUUCCAUGCAGACACUCCUGGGCCAGUGAGCUCACCUGGCCGCGGAGUCCUGGUUGCAAUUUUUUAAGGAUGCCCCCAUCCCAUUU
Messenger RNA from Artibeus jamaicensis (Jamaican fruit-eating bat), 1431 nucleotides. It is a transcript of the gene SPATA32, whose product is annotated as spermatogenesis associated 32. Gene Ontology annotation, molecular function: actin binding. The record is from RefSeq and is a predicted model, not a curated record. Gene Ontology annotation, biological process: spermatogenesis. Lineage: Eukaryota; Metazoa; Chordata; Mammalia; Chiroptera; Phyllostomidae. Gene Ontology annotation, cellular component: perinuclear region of cytoplasm. The transcript is spliced from 4 exons. The coding region runs from base 1 to 1299 and encodes 432 amino acids.